CGGUAAUAAACAGGCACAUAGCACGUGUCUAGUGUUGGUCCAGUAGUUUGCAGCCUGGUGCCAGCUCAGCCCCUCCCUGCCUGCGAGCUUCAGGCGGACGCUGGUCCUCACUGCAGUCCGCAGUAAACUCACCGGAGCCUUCAGAGUGCAGCAGACUGCAGACUCCAUCACACUCCACCUACUCCUCCGCUUCUUCCCCGCGCUUCCAUGGCAGGUGGAAAGGACACACACGGUGCCGGGACAAUGGCUUUCAUCUCAGCCUUGGCGUUUUUGGCUCUAGUGGUCUCUGCUGAAGGAAGUGUUGGACCGAGUACCAACACCAGCUUUUGCACCGAGUCAAAGGAAUGUCUGGAAUAUCAGCUGGUCUGCAAAACAGAUGAAUAUGAGGUGCGACACUACAGCCCCACUCGCUGGGUUACAACAGAUGCUGAAGCCUAUUUCAUGGGCGUGGGUGCAGCCAUGGCCUUCAGGAGACUGUUCCAGUACAUCACUGGAGCCAAUGAAGGAGGCAUUCAGAUGGAGAUGACCGCCCCUGUCCUGGUCAAGAUCCCAGAAGAAACCAAGAUGUGGGAGCCGGCUAUCUACUCGCUCAACUUCCCGCUGCCGGCAGCCUAUCAGGAGAAGCCACCUGCGCCCACCAAUGAAAAGCUGUAUUUCACAGAGAUGCCAGAGAUGGAUGUCUAUGUGAGGAGUUAUGGAGGCUGGAUGCUGUCAGUCACCUCCAGGCUUCACGCUCACCUGCUGACUAAAGAACUGGGGAGAGUUCGAGCUUCCUACAACCACAGUUACCACUAUGGAGUCGGCUAUGACAGUCCCUUGAAGCUGUUGAACAGGCACAAUGAGGUGUGGUAUGUGGCCGAGGGGGAGCUAGUUUGCACAGAUCCACAGGAGCCGACCCCUGCGCAUACACCCAGGCCGACUCAGACCAACUCCCCCCCAGACUCUCUGUCUGACCCUCUCCCACACACACUCUCUGAUUCUCCCGCACUCCCUCCCUCCAACCUAUCCUCAUAUGCUAAAUCCAACUCUUCUUCACAAACGCCCUCUGACACAUCAUCUCUCCCCCCAUCUAAUGCUCCACCUAGUCCUUCAUCCAACCUGUCCGCUGACGCCACAUUCAGCCAUCCCCCCACCUCCUCCCAGAUCCUGCUGGACCCGACAACCAACUCUUCCACCCUGGCCGCUGUGAACCCGUCCCUGGAGCCCCAAUCUAAUGCCGCCCUGUGGAACAGCACAGCCCACAGCUCUCUGGAUACAAAAGCUGACAGUAACCCUGUGACCGAGCCAGACAACGCUCAUUAGCAACAGUCACAUUUGAUUUGAGCAGCUAUUCCAGGUAUACUAACAUGGAAGUUAAAUAGAAAAGAAGCAGUGGAGGUGUUGCAGAAAAAUGAUGGAGAAGCUGUUAUCAUCCUCCUUAAUCUCUCUAUCUCUGUGUAUUACACUUACUCCUUCUUAUGGCACUUAGUGUUUAGCUAUAUGUUCGAUACACAGCUUUGCACCUGCAGCUUUCUGUAUCAGCAAACACAUGCCUGUCCACUUUGUCGUUCUGAGCUUAUCAUACAGCUGCAUCGUUGAAUUAAGUAAAUGUAUGUAUUAGUUAGAAAGUUAGAAUUCAAGGUUAUUGUGUUGAUUGACCCAGUCAGAGCGGAAGGCAGGGAUAGAUGCCGUUUAAAUGCCGAUCAGUUUAAUCCGAAAAAUAACUUUAAAAAAAUUUAACAAUCAUAGUGUGUUCGUAUGAUGCUGUAAUUAGCGAUUUUUCUUUUUGUGCCACUAUAUUCCAGCCAUAACAUCCUACAAAAUUCUACUCUCAUGUCAGUUAAUUUCAUGAUAUUUGUGGCAACAUAUUGGUGAAUCAUUAUAAAUUCAGUGUGCACAUGCAAUGGGAUCUUUGGUGUGGCCUUAAACCUAAGUGCUUAUACUUUAUAGCUAUAUAUAAUAAUAGUUUAUGAAGUUUUUGGGAUCAAACCUUUUUUCCAAGUAUUAGAGCUCAAAGGUGUCUGUAAAACUAUGGCCUUAUGUUUUGCAAAUUUACCAUCUCAGUAUUUUUAAAUGAUUACAACCAAUUUGAUUAGAUUUUUUUUGGGCUACUAGAAUUCAAUGAACAUAUUUACAAGAAUAAAAACUUGGAUUAUUGUACUAUGUACCAGAAAGUUUCUUGUUGUUAGAUCGUCCCUUAAUUUCACAGUCAAAAGUUCAGCAAAUAAAAAAAUAGCAAUACAUAUUUUUAGCAUUUUUAAAUAUCAGUAAGUCUAAUCCACACAAGACAAUUCUAAACCUAUGUGUAAAAAUGUAAUAUUUACUAAGAUUGAUUUUUAUUCCUGCUAAUUUAGACCAAAAUGUCUCAUGAAUUAAGUCGGGGUUGACCGUUACCUGACCCUAAUAAGUAGAAAUGUCAAGAAGAAAAAGAUGGCAAGAAUAUCUAAACAAUGCUGGAUUCAUACACUUUCCGAAUGUUAUGAGGUAGGAAAUACGUUCACCAAGUUUGUCAGGCUUCAAGGAUGUAAACAAAGGGUUUUGGUAAGAGAUGUUGAAUGUUAACAAAACGUGUUAGUUUCCAAAGGAAAUCCCACAGGGUACCUUUAAUCUAGUUUUUGCACACAGUACAAAGUAAGGCCCUUACUCAAUUCUGCCCAAAACACUUUUCUGUGUAUCUAUACCUAGAAAAUCAGCCCACAACAAUCCCUUAGCUUAAUCUAGGCAGGAAGGACUGCCCCAAAGAUCCCAAAGAAUCACGCCUGAUAAACAAUGCAAUACAAGUUACAUCAGUUAAUAAAUCUAUCUAUCUGUCUCUGAGCUACAAGCUGUGUUUUCUGAGGAAGGUGCAAUAAAAAACCAUAAACACUU
Messenger RNA from Sander lucioperca (pikeperch), 2847 nucleotides. RefSeq names its product heme-binding protein soul5, like (gene soul5l). The record is from RefSeq and is a predicted model, not a curated record. The transcript is spliced from 7 exons. NCBI's taxonomy places the organism in Eukaryota, Metazoa, Chordata, Actinopteri, Perciformes, Percidae. Bases 208 to 1302 code for a protein of 364 amino acids. Gene Ontology annotation, cellular component: cytoplasm.